This is a messenger RNA of Oikopleura dioica, 507 nucleotides long. The record is from the annotation of a GenBank genome assembly. NCBI's taxonomy places the organism in Eukaryota, Metazoa, Chordata, Appendicularia, Copelata, Oikopleuridae.
AUGGGUGCUGCAUUGAAUCGUAAUCCCAACAACAGUUUUCCCGGGCCUGCACACUACAGAGUUGACGUGCAGCUGACUCGUAUUGGAAAGGAUGGAACGCCGAAAUACUCAAUCGCUGCAAGGGCGAAAGACCGCAAAACCGAAAUAACACCCGGCGCUGGUGCAUACAACACAGAGAAUAUUUGGCCACAAGGAGAGAGGAAACGUCCUUCGUAUUCAAUGGCGAGUAGAACCAGAUACACACAGAAAGAAAAGGUGCCAGGGCCGAAUCAGUACUCCCUGCCGAAGCUAAUUGGACCAGAUAUUCGAGAUUCAAAGAGAAGGGGCGGACCUUCGUAUUCGAUGUCUACGCGACUUAGUCUUGGCAGUUUUGCUGAGGACCUGGCGAAAACUCCUGGUCCUGCUCGUUACGGGCCGCCAAACAACGACUCUUUCUUGAAACGCAAUCCACAGGGACAGUGUUUUCUUUCAGAUAAACCGCGCGCCACAACAAUAGCUGCUUUAUAA